Triticum aestivum (bread wheat) is the source of this 7779-nucleotide messenger RNA. RefSeq names its product putative receptor protein kinase ZmPK1. Gene Ontology annotation, biological process: protein phosphorylation; recognition of pollen. The transcript is spliced from 2 exons. NCBI's taxonomy places the organism in Eukaryota, Viridiplantae, Streptophyta, Magnoliopsida, Poales, Poaceae. The coding region runs from base 5057 to 7477 and encodes 806 amino acids. The record is from RefSeq and is a predicted model, not a curated record. Gene Ontology annotation, molecular function: ATP binding; protein serine/threonine kinase activity.
GAGAGAAGGGAAAGCAGUUGAGAGAGCAGCAGCCAUGGAGAUGAUGGAGGCGCGCGGCGACCUGCGAUCGAUCCCGGUGGUGCCGCGCGGCGGGGCGCUCUUCUGGCCGGCGGCGGCGCAGGAGCAGCUGAGGGCGCUGUCCCCCGGCCCCGACGUCAGCCGGGUCGCAUCCGACGCGCUCCACGACCUCCGGCAGGCCCUCGAUCGCCCUCCCCGCGCGCGCCGCCGAGGGAUUCGCGCUCACGUUCCUGCCGUAGCACCGCGCUCCCGGCGCUCCCCCGCCUCCUCCUCCGCCUCCCGAAGCUGCUCGACGACCACUACGCCGGCGCCCGGGCCGCGCUCGGGCUCCGCCUCCUGGUCCCCCAGGACGCGGGCGCCGUGCUCUUGGGCCAGGAGCUCGCGGCCCUGCUCUUCUGCCUGUUCCCCACCGCCGGACAUCAAUUUCGACGCCUUGUUCGCGGUUUGAUCGACAGGGCACUGACUAAUAAUGUGAGGUGCCGGUUUUGUGUCGUUUGAGCGGCGGCUCCCUCUCCGGUGGCGUUGCUUACACUGACAGGCUGACACUGAUGCUUGGAUGAAAUCUAGCGCUCCCCUCUGCCCAUUCUGGGUAAGUGGUUUCAUCUUAUUGCUUCUGCACAGUUCCUCUGAAAUUAACUACUGUAGCACACAACUUAGUUGGGUUCACCUGUUUCAGUUGUGAAUCAGAUGUGAGCUUGUAUGCCAACAUUGUUUCAGACCAUAUGCCUCCCUCUUUACAUGAGAGCUUUCAACAAGUUGAUUAAUCAGUAGUGUAUCCGUUUACACCCAUCCUAUAAUGUGAUACCUCCGGGUAGCAUACUGCAUUCCUUCCUUCUCUAGUUUUGGCUGCUCAAGCAAUAUCAAGGCAACAAUUUGGCCUUGUAGCAACGUAAACUAUAUAGCUACCUGUCUUCAUAUGCGGAGCAGAUUGGCCAAAACUGUUUCAAUUGAGUUCCGUAUCCUUUACGGACGGCCUAUUUAGAGUAUUAUUAUUUUUCUUCAGAUUAGCAUCGCCUGGCAGGCGUGCCUUGGACACAUACCCAUACCAGUCGUAUGUGGCAUCAUAAAUUAGGUAGAAAUGUACUUCAGGCUGUGCCCAUGGGCUGCCUGUUCUAGCUUUUAUGUAAAAUGCUACUUUUGGGGUCUGCAGACCAUUCUUAGAUUCUUUUAAAAGGGCCCUGAUUCGUGAAAUGUUCUUUGCUACGUGUCUAACAAUGUGUAGAUUGGUCUACCAUACUCCACAGCAUAAUAAGCUCAAUUUUGGAGUAUUUGAGGACUGUUCGAACUUCGAAUUGCAGUAACCAUCUAGUGUAAGCACAACGGUUCUCAGAAAGAAGAAUCAACAUGCCCAAAAAUGCAUAACAGAUGAAAAGGGAAUAUGGUUAAACUUAGAACAUGGAAGUAAAUACUUGUGAAGAAAGUGUUGAAGGCAAAGACAGUAGUUGAAAAAGGAAAUAAAAAUAGAAGAAAAAAAGGGCCCAACCGGGUUCGAACCGGUGACCUAUUGAUCUGCAGUCAAUUGCUCUACCACUGAGCUAUGGACCCAUUUAUAUUUCUGCAAAUGACCCUAAUUAAUAUAUAAUUACACAAGAUAUAAGAUAGAUGGUGCAAUCUUUGUGUCUAAAUAUUAUUUGGUUCACUCUAUAUUAUGAAUGAAAAUUGAACAUCAGUUUGUAUCCUUACAGAUUUAGAUAUGGAUUAGAAUGCUAGUUAGGAACUUACACAUACUCAUGUCAGUUGUAUGUGCCAUAAUAAAUUAGAUACAUGUACUUCAAGCUGUGCUCACGGAUUGCCAAUUCCAGCUUUUAUGUAACAUGCUAUUUUUGGGUUAUGCAAACCAUUCUUAGAUUCUUUUAAAAGGGCCUAAUUGGAGAAAUGUUCUUCCUACGUGUCUAAAAAUACGUAUAUCAGUCUAUCAUGCUCCACAGAAUAUAAUACAGAACUGCCAUAAUUUUGAAGUAAUUGAGAAGUAUUCAAACAGCGGUAACCAACUAAUGUAAGCAUAACAAUCCUAUGAAAGAAGAAUCGACAUGCCAAAAAUACAUAAGGGAUGGAAAGGAAUAAUUAAAGCUAGAUAUGGUAAAAAAGAAGAGUAAAUACUUGCAAAGAAAGUGUGACAGUAGUUGAAAAAGGAAAUAAAAAUAGAAAGGAGAAAAAAAUAGGGCCCAACCGGGUUCAAACCGGUGACCUAUUGAUCUGCAGUCAAUUGCUCUACCACUGAGCUAAUGUUAUUGCAUUUGACCCUAAUAAAAUAUAAUUACACAAGCAAUAAGAUAGACGGUGCACCCGGAUCCUUGCGUUCAAAUAUUAAGUGGUUCACUCUGUAUUAUGAAUGCAAAUUGAAUAUCCUGAGACAGGGCAUGCUCUCCCCUCUGCGUAUCGAGAGAAAGAAACAACUCAGUUUGUAUCCUUACAGAUUUAGAUAUGGAUUAGAAUGCUAGUUAGGAACUUACACAUACUCAUAUCUUCUUUUUUUUUGCGAUGGUAAACAUACUCAUAUCAGUUGUAUGUGCCAUCCUAAAUAGGUACACAUACUUCAAGCUGUGCUCAUGGAUUGCCAAUUCCAGCUUUUACGUAACAUAUUCUUUUUGGGUUAUGCAAACCAUUCUUAGAUUCUUUUAAAAGGGCCUAAUUGGAGAAAUGUUCUUCCUAUGUGUCUAAAAAUACGCAUAUCAGUCUAUUAUGCCCCGAAUUUAAUACAUAAUUGCCUUAAUUUUGAAGUAAUUGAGAACUAUUCAAAUAGCGGUAACCAUCGAAUGUAAGCAUAACAAUUCUCUCAAAGAAGAAUCGAGAUGCCAAAAAAUUCAUAACGGAUGAAAAGGAAUAAAGCUUAGAUAUGGUAAAAAAGAAGAAGUAAAUACUUGCGAAGAAAGUGUGGGAGGCCAAGACAAUAGUUGAAAAAGGAAAUAGAAAUAGAAAAACGGGCUCAACCGGGUUCAAACUGGUGACCUAUUGAUCCGCAGUCAUUUGCUCUACCACUGAGCUAUGGAACCGUUUAUUUUAUUAGAUUUGACCCUAAUGAAUAUAUAAUUACACAAGAAAUAAGAUAGUUGGUGUGCCCAUAUCCUCCACUCUGUAUUAUGAAUGCAAAUUGAACAUCAGUUUGUAUCCUUACAGAUUCAGAUAUGUAUUAGAACGCUAGUCAGGAACUUGCACAUACUCAUAUCAGUUCUAUGUGCCAUCAUAAAUUAGGUACACGUACUUCAAGCUGUGCUCUUGGAUUGUCAAUUCCAGCUUUUAUGUAACAUGCUUUUUUUGGGUGAUGCAAACCAUUAUAAGAUUCUUUUGAAGGGGCCUAAUUGGAGAAAUGUUCUUCCUACGUGUCUAAAAAUACAUAUAUCAGUCUAUCAUGGUUCACAGAAUAUAAUACAUAAUUGCAUUAAUUUUGAAGUAACCAUCUAAUGUAAGCAUAACAACCCUAUCAAAGAAGAAUUGACAUGCCAAAAAACACAUAAAGGAUGAAAAGGAAUAAAUCUAGAUAUGGUUAAAAAAAAGAGUAAAUACUUGCGAAGCUAGUGUGGAAGGCCAAGACAGUAGUUGAAAAAGAAAAUAAAAAUAGAAUAGGUCAUGGUUCACAGAAUAUAAUACAUAAUUGCCUUAAUUUUGAAGUAACCAUCUAAUGUAAGCAUAACAACCCUAUCAAAGAAGAAUUGACAUGCCAAAAAACACAUAAAGGAUGAAAAGGAAUAAAUCUAGAUAUGGUAAAAAAAAAGAGUAAAUACUUGCGAAGCUAGUGUGGAAGGCCAAGACAGUAGUUGAAAAAGAAAAUAAAAAUAGAAUAGGGCCCAACCGGGUUCGAACCGGUGACCUAUUGAUCUGCAGUCAAUUGCUCUACCACUGAGCUAUGGACCCAUUGUUGAUUUUAUAUUUGACCUUAAGUAUACCUAAAUCCAUUUGUUACUCUGUUGCAUGUUUGACUCUCUCUGUUGCAUAUUUUCACUGGUACAAUGUCUUGACGCAUUCUGUUGCAAUGUAUUUGGAAAAAUAGUUUAGAAUUUAUAUCUUACUGCUCGUCUCAUCUUGCCUUUUUGCUGACAUGAUUUUUUUUUCUGAGUCUUUUCUUCCGGAUUAAUAAUAAAACAAUGAUCUGAUAUGACUGCAUCUCCCGUUUCCUAUGCUUGCAUGUUUAUUGGCGCAGGAUACCAAAAAGGGUGUGCUAUAUAUAGCCCACAAAAAUGGCGAGAAUACGUGAAAACAAGAAUUGUUCCGAGACCCCAAAACGGUGUACUAUAACCGACGAAAAAUGUCAAAAACACGAAAAAGGGGAGUUUUCAGGACAUCCUAGUAACUCUGUACCCGGAUCCACUGGACAUGCGUAACACUGUAGUAACCAUUUACUAGGAUCUGCUGGACCUUGAAUGUCUUGAGAUCCCAAAACGGUGUGCACACAUAGUUAUACCUCCUGAAAAGGAUGAAACAAUGCCUUUUGUACUGGUAGGAAGGAUCUUAGGACCAUGCUGAUCAGACUAGAAAAGAAAAGCUUAAUUUCUUCUCACUUGGAUAAGACACACUUCACAAAGUUGAGGCAAAUGGGCAUCUUGGUACCCAACGCAGUAUUUUUCAACUUUCUCCACACUUGCAGCGGAUGUGGCUUGUAUUAUUCCACGUAUUAUAUUAGCAAGUUAACAUUCAUUCACAAAAAAAGCAAGUUAACAUCACAGUUAUGAAAAUAGACUGUUUUGACAAUGACCUGAUUCUGGCUCCUGAAGCCAGGUCAAAUCCUUUUGAGUGUUAAGUACAAAAAAAAUCAAUAGGAAGCACAUCAGCUUAGCUGUACAUGGAUAAGGGAGACCCCACCCUGAUUGAGAGUUAUAAGCCUGGUACAUUGUCUUCAUUCAUCUGUCCAAGAUGUGUCAUUCUCCUUGAGGACUUUUCAUCAAGCUUGGCGGCCGCAAAAGUCGAACUUGGUCUACUUGCACUGAAAAGCUCUUGUCUGUUGACAUGGGUGACACUGAAGCACCCUGUAUGCAUCCACCAAGAAAUUUAUGGUAUACAAGUAGUACUUGUGCUGCCAUGAGCUGAAACCAUCUCUGCAACCAUGGCUCCUACUCUUUCACUUCUGCUUGCCACCACUUCCAUGGCUCUGCUCUUAUUUUCAAGAGCUGUAGCACAUGACACUCUGCCGUUGGGAUCCUCUCUAGCCGUCGAAGCCUUCCAAACCGACGUGCUGCAGUCACCGGAUGGCACCUUCUCCUGCGGCUUCUACAGCAUCUACACCGACGCCUUCACAUUUUCGAUAUGGCACUCCAAGGCUGCAGACAAAACCGUCGUCUGGAGUGCAAAUCGCGGCCGCCCUGUCCAUGUCAAAAGGGCAGCCUUCACCUUGCAGAGGGAUGGCAAUAUGGUCCUCGUAGAUUAUGAUGGCGCGGUUGUGUGGCAAGCUGGCGGCAACUUCACGAAUGUUCAGCAAGCUCAGCUGUUGGAUACUGGGAAUCUCAUCUUGAAGGAUACCGAUGGUAAGACAAUAUGGCAGAGUUUUGAUUCACCCACGGACACUAUACUGCCGACGCAACACUUCACCGCUUCUACAAAGUUAGUGCCUACAACCCGGUCACAUGUUUCUGGUAACUACAUAUUCCGUUUCAGCGAUCUUUCGGUACUGUCACUUAUAUAUGACAUUCCUGAGGUUUCGGAUAUAUACUGGCCAGACCCUGACCAGACUCUCUAUGAGGAUAAUAGAAACCAGUAUAACAAUACUAGAUUGGGGAUUUUGGACAGUAAUGGGAGUUUUGGGUCGAGUGAUUUUGCUGAUGGCCGGCCACUUGUGGCCUGUGAUGCAGGGCCAGGGAUUAAGAGAAGGCUAACUCUGGAUCCUGAUGGUAAUCUCCGGUUAUAUAGCUUGAAUGACUUAGAUGGGUCAUGGUCAGUUUCAAUGGCAGCAAUAUCUCAACCUUGCAACGUCCACGGCUUAUGCGGUCCUAAUGGAAUCUGUCACUACUCACCUAAACCUACAUGUUCGUGUGCACCAGGCUAUGUGAUGAGCAACCCGGGUAAUUGGACUGAAGGUUGCACGGCUAUUGUCAACAUAACAUGUGAUCAUCAGGAACCUAUGAAGUUUGUGAAACUCAAGCAUACAGAUUUUUGGGGCUCUGAUCAGAAACAUUUGCUCCCGGUUUCCUUUUAUUAUUGUAGGAAUAUCUGCAUGAAUGACUGCACCUGCAAAGGCUUUCAGUACCAGGAAGAUACAUCCUCAUGCUAUCCAAAAGCUAGUCUUUUCAGCGGACGGACCUACCCAACAAACGAUGCACGGACAAUAUAUCUCAAGCUUCCUGACAGGGUAAAUGUUUCAAAUACAGCUUUCCCUCGCUCCGAUGUGUUUGAUCCUGCACCACCUCAUCUUGACUGCAACCAAAUGAGCAUACCACCAAUUCUAGAAGCGCAUAACACCGAUGUGGAAGAACCAAAGUGGCUGUACUUCUACGGUUUCAUAGCUGCAUUUUUUGUCGUUGAGGUUUCCUUUAUAGCAUUCACAUGGUUCUUUGUUUUGAGAAGAGAGGUUAGGCCAUCAGAAGUAUGGGCGACCGAGGAAGGAUACAAGGUGAUGACCAGUCAUUUUAGAAGGUACAGUUACAGAGAACUUGUGAAGGCAACAAUGAAUUUCAAAGUUGAGCUGGGAAGGGGAAGCUCGGGUGUGGUGUACAAAGGUGUCUUAGAAGAUGAAAGACCAGUUGCUCUGAAGAAGCUGAAGCAUAUAAGUCGGGGCAAAGAAGAGUUCCAAGCCGAGCUGAGUGUGAUUGCUAGGAUUUACCACAUGAAUCUGGUGAGAAUAUGGGGGUUUUGUUCGGAAGGAUCUCACAGGCUGUUGGUUUGUGAAUAUGUCGAGAACGGCUCACUUGCUAGCAUUUUGUUCGGUGAUAAAAGCAUCAUCUUGCUGGACUGGAAGCAACGGUUCAAUAUUGCAUUAGGUGUUGCGAAAGGGUUGGCCUAUCUUCACCAUGAGUGCCUAGAAUGGGUCAUCCAUUGCGAUGUGAAACCCGAGAAUAUACUCUUGGACCAAAACUUUGAGCCUAAGAUCACUGACUUUGGGUUGGCAAAGUUACUAAACCGAGGUGGAUCCAACCAGAACACAUCUCAUGUGCGAGGAACCACAGGCUACAUUGCUCCCGAGUGGAUUUCCGGCCGCCCUAUCACGUCGAAAGUCGACGUGUAUAGCUAUGGAGUUGUGCUUCUUGAGCUUCUAUCUGGAAGCAGAGUAUCGGAGUUGACCGUUGGUUCAGAUGCAGAGGUGGACAUGGUGAUCAGGAAGCUUGUCACAAUGCUUGCAGAUAAGCUGGAAGGAAAUGAUGAAUCUUGGAUUGAAGAAUUUGUGGAUUGCAAAUUGGGCGGGCAAUUCAGCUAUGUGCAGGCUAGAACGUUGAUCAAAUUGGUCGUUUCUUGUUUGGAGGAAGAUACAAGAAAGAGGUCGACUAUGGAAUCUGUUGUUCAGACUCUCCUAUCAUCUGAUGAAGCUGAUAAAUAGUAGUACUAUUUGAUUUUGUUGGUAAGUUUCAAUUAAGGCAAUGAUAUUUUAUUGUAAGGUCAAGGAUGUAUGCGUGAAACAAUGUGGAAAAACCAUGAUAUUUUUUCUAAUUGUAGUCAUUGAUAAAAAAAAUGUAAUAGACCGAUGGUAAUAAGUGUGGAACAGAUUAGUAAGAGCCGCAGAAAGCGAAAGACGGCACACUGGUACAUGCAAGGUCACGUAUAUGGUUGACAUCAGUGUGUUGUGUCUUGAUUUCUAUCCUUAAGAGGAAAAAUGCCAGGCCAUGAUUUACACUUUGAAUA